AUGGUCUCGCUGCCGGCAGCCGCUGCUCCCAAGGAGCCCUCCCUGGCCGCCCUGAGAGCUGCAGAUGACCCGCACCCGAGCCCUCUGAUCGCCCUGGGGACCCAGGACGGCUACUUCUCUCACCGGCCCAAAGAGAAAGUGCGGACCGAUAGCAACAACGAGAACUCGGUGCCUAAGGACUUUGAGAAUGUGGACAACAGCAACUUCGCGCCCAGGACCCAGCAGCGGAAGCACCAGCCGGAGUCGGCCAAGAAGCCCCCAGGUCGGCAGAAGGAGCGUUUGCAGAGGAAGCUGGAGCCCCAGGAGAAAGCACAGGGACAGGGACGUCCCUUCCUGGGGAAAGGCCCCAAGGAGGCCCUGCCUCCCCGGGAGAGCGCUGCAGCCAACAGCAGCCGAGGGAAGGACCCCCCCAGACCCCCCCACGCCCGGAGGGGCGGAGGCAGCUCCCGGGAGACCAAGUACGACCAGCCCCCCAGGUGCGACAUCUCGGGCAAGGAGGCCAUCUCGGCCCUGUCCCGCUCCAAGUCCAAGCACUGCCGCCAGGAGAUCGGGGAGACCUACUGCCAGCACAAGCUGGGGCUGCUGAUGCCCGAGAGGGUGACGCGUCUCUGCCCCCUGGAGGGCAAAGCCAGCAAGAACGUUCAGUGGGACGAAGACUCCGUGGAGUACAUGCCAGCCAACCCCGUCAGGAUCGCCUUCGUCCUGGUGGUCCACGGCCGAGCCUCCCGGCAACUGCAGCGCAUGUUCAAGGCCAUCUACCACAAGGACCACUUCUACUACAUCCACGUGGACAAGCGCUCUAAUUACCUGCACCGGCAAGUGCUCCAGUUCGCCGGGCAGUACGGCAACGUCCGCGUCACCCCCUGGAGGAUGGCCACCAUCUGGGGGGGAGCCAGCCUCCUGGCCACCUACCUGCAGAGCAUGCGGGACCUGCUGGAGAUGACCGACUGGCCCUGGGACUUCUUCAUCAACCUCAGCGCGGCCGACUACCCCAUCAGGACGAAUGACCAGUUGGUGGCAUUUCUCUCCCGGUACCGAGAUAUGAAUUUCCUGAAGUCACAUGGCCGGGACAAUGCAAGGUUCAUCCGGAAACAAGGCCUGGACCGGCUCUUCCUGGAGUGCGACGCGCACAUGUGGCGCCUCGGGGAUCGCAGGAUCCCGGAGGGCAUCUCGGUGGACGGCGGCUCCGAUUGGUUCCUGCUGAACCGGAAGUUUGUGGAGUACGUGACGUUCUCCACGGACGAUCUGGUGACCAAGAUGAAACAGUUCUAUGCCUACACGCUGCUUCCCGCGGAGUCCUUCUUCCACACGGUCCUGGAGAACAGCCCCCACUGCGACACCAUGGUGGACAACAACCUGCGGGUCACCAACUGGAACCGCAAGCUGGGCUGCAAGUGCCAGUACAAGCACAUUGUGGACUGGUGCGGCUGCUCCCCCAACGACUUCAAGCCCCAGGACUUCCACCGCUUCCAGCAGACGGCGCGGCCCACCUUCUUUGCGCGCAAGUUCGAGGCGGUGGUGAACCAGGAGAUCAUCGGGCAGCUGGACUACUACCUGUACGGGAACUACCCGGCGGGCACCCCGGGCCUGCGCGCCUACUGGGAGAACGUGUACGAGGAGCCCGACGGCGUCCACAGCCUGAGCGACGUGGCGCUGUCGCUGUACCACGCCUUCGCCCGCCUGGGGCUGCGCAGGGCCGAGGCCUCGCUGCACACGGACGGCGAGAACAGCUGCCGGUACUACCCGAUGGGCCACCCAGCAUCUGUCCACCUCUACUUCCUCGCUGACCGCUUCCAGGGCUUUCUGGUCAAGCACCAUGCUACCAAUCUGGCCGUGAGCAAACUCGAGACCCUGGAGACGUGGGUGAUGCCAAAGAAAGUCUUCAAGAUCGCAAGCCCCCCCAGCGACUUCGGGAGGCUUCAGUUCUCUGAGGUCGGCACUGACUGGGACGCCAAGGAGCGGCUGUUCCGAAACUUUGGGAGUCUCCUGGGGCCCAUGGACGAGCCAGUGGGAAUGCAGAAGUGGGGGAAGGGACCCAACGUGACCGUGACCGUCAUCUGGGUGGAUCCUGUCAAUGUCAUCGCAGCCACCUACGACAUCCUGAUCGAGUCCACCGCUGAGUUCACCCACUACAAGCCCCCUUUGAACUUGCCCCUGAGGCCCGGGGUCUGGACAGUGAAAAUUCUCCACCACUGGGUGCCGGUUGCAGAGACCAAAUUCCUUGUUGCGCCUCUGACCUUCUCAAACAGGCAGCCCAUCAAACCAGAGGAGGCACUGAAGCUGCACAGCGGCCCCCCGCGCAGUGCCUACAUGGAGCAGAGCUUCCAAAGCCUGAACCCGGUCCUCAGCCUGCCCGUCAGCCCCGCCCAGGUCCAGCAGGCUGCCCGCCACGCCGCCUCCACGGGCGCCGCGCUCGAGGGCUGGCUGGACUCGCUGGUGGGCGGGAUGUGGACUGCCAUGGACAUCUGCGCCACGGGCCCCACCGCCUGCCCCGUCAUGCAGACCUGCAGCCAGACAGCCUGGAGCUCCUUCAGCCCCGACCCCAAGUCGGAGCUGGGGGCCGUCAAACCCGAUGGCCGGCUGAGGUAGCACUGGCCACGGGAGGGCCACCGCGUGAUCUCCACGGGAAGGCAGCCGGAGGGCUGGUGCCGCGGGACCCCGGCCUCCCGCCCUGGGCGUGCCCCUGGUGCCAGGGGCUCUCCUGGCCAUUGGACGGAGGAGGCGGAGGGUUUGGAGGUCGGAGCAGAGCCAACCUGCACCUGGCGAGCUGGCUUCUGGGGCCGGCACCAGGGUGGUCUCACCUCUGCUGGCGGGCCCCCAAGUUCCGCAGGUCCCUCUCCUCCCCCUCCUGUGACCUGCACUCAUCCCGCACAAGUGAUCUCACACUUUUAUUUUGAGCGGCAGAACUGGGUUUACUUGGUAGGUGGAAGUUCAGGCGCAGAGGAGAUCCAGGCUGUGCCCCUGGGGAGCCGAGGGGUGAGGCCCCCUCCCCAGGCUCAGCCCGCCAGGCCGGCCCUUUGCCCAGGACAUCUCCCAAGGUCCCUCUUCCAAACCCAAGGGCUCUGCAAAACCCAGUUUGACAAGCACUGCCCAGAGGGAGGUCUGGCCUCCUACUGCCCUCUGCUUAGCUUUCUGCUCCUUCGUCUGGGAGUCCCCCGGCCAGCUCUAACGUGGCCAGUCACUGAGGUCACAGUCUCAGGCCUUUCCAAGGGAGAUGGGCUCGGGAAGACCCUGAGCCUCCCACCAGCCCUUCUAGGCAUGAGCUGUCCUCCCUGAUGAAUGGAGAAGCAGGAAAGCCUGUUGAUGGGACCUGGCCAAGAAGUGUGACUGCCCCGUGGCCAUGAGUCUAGGCCCCUCUCCACUGAGGCUCCCAGGGUAGUGGGGGUGGAAUGAGGUUGGCGAGCAGGAUCCUCGCGUCCUAACCGUUGGUUUUCUGGGAGACGGAGACCGUGACCUCUUAGGAUCUUCAACCUGGGAAUGGUGGGGACCGUGGCCAGGAAAGUCACGAGGCACUGCCCGGGCAGGUCUCCCGAGCUGCGCAGCAAAGCAAUACCCACCCCCUACCUGCCCCAGCCCUUCCGUUCUGAGGUCAGGCGCCCAAACCCUUUGUGAAUCGCACACUUGGUGCUGCAGGUGGGGGGACCAAAGGCACGGACCAGGCUCCUCGCAGGAAAAAACAUCCCCGAGUCGCCGAGGAGCUCCAUGUCCUCCCUCGUCCCCACCGCCAACAGGCCCAUCUGAGAAGGUCGAGUCUCGAAAGCGGGAAGGUUGUCCAAAUGUUCAAAAAUAGUGUUAUUCGAAUUGCUUGAGUGACCAGAAACUUGAAGGGUCUCCUUGCCAUGUGCCCUCUAGAGGACACCCCCACACACACAGCUCACUGGGGGCCCCCCAAGGCCCCCUCUUCUUCCUCAAAUCCCACCUCUCCUGAGUGACAGGGUGCCCUGGGAGCAGACGCUCCUGUUCGUCCCACGGGGAGCUGGUCGGGGCACCUGCCCUGGCCUAGGCGAGCAGGUUCUGCGGUGCACCUGGGCGACCGACCUCCCGAGACAUGGCCCCCACCCCCCCAGCGAGGCAGGAGGUCCUUCUGGCAAUGGAGGACACGGAGAAGGGACACUAGAUAUUUAUUAUUUGUAUGUUGCAGUCCGUGACUGGUCAGCAGUGCUGUGGUCACAGCCUGUUGACCUUUUCUUCCUGACGGAAGCUGCGUUUCUUUCACGAAAGGCCCCCUCCCUCCUGGCCACCCCCUAGUCUGUCUGUCUGUCUGUCCCUCUCUCAGUUUCUAUCUUUCUGGGUCUGCCUACAUCCUCCCUGUCCUCAGAGGAAAGCAGGGGCCUUGGACACCAUGAGAGAGCUUCAGCCGGUGUCGUCCCCUGGCAGCCGGUGGGAGCCCUGGGGACAACCGGCGUCUGGCUUUCCCCUGUUAAGGUGUUAGGCUCAUCGUCCCUGAGCAGCCCGUGUCCCCUGCCCUAAGCACAGAGUCAUGACAGCUGCAGGACGGGCAGUGGGUGUGCUGGCUGCAGGGAGCUUGGGCCUGGCGGACUCCCAGGCCCAUGUCACCAUGGCCUCGAUGUGAACAGGCUCCUUCGCAGGGGCACGGGUGUGGUCAGCCCCAGGCAGGAGAGUCCAGAGAAAGACAGCUGUUGUCCAAGGUGGUUCUGGGAACCUGAGCCUCUUUCUCAGAAAGCCUGUAGGGUCCCUAGGUGGUUUCACCCAGUCCAAGGGGACCACAGGGCCAGCGACAGGGCCUCUUUCUGUCCCCAGCCUCUGCCUCAGGCCAGCGUGUUCCUGGAGCUGGGAGGCUCUCCUCCCCCUCCUCGCUGAGCUGCUAGGACUCUCUUCUGCAGUACUCUUAUUGGUGGCUUUGGGGACGCAGCCCUGGCAGGCCCCGGUACACAGAGCAAGCGACAGACUCCAGCACCCGGCCCCUCCUGACCCUCUGACAUUUCCGGCUCUCUCCAUCCUGGACACGUGGAGGCCUGGCAGCAACUGGCCCGCUCUGGGGACCGCCCUCCUCCCCAAGGCUUCCCUCCCCACUCGCUGCAACUGAUUUGGGGGGCUGAGAAGUCACAGAGGGUGUUCUUUUGUCUCCACUGUUUGGGGAUCAUGAGAGGAAUGUUGCAGCUGUCACAUUUGAUUAAAAAAAAAAAAAAAAUCCAAACAAAGCCUAGUGCAGUUUGCAAAAAGGAGCUGUUUUCCCAGGCAGGAAAACAGUGUCGGUUCCUUUGUUGUUGUUGUUGUUGGGUUGUUAACCUGCCCGACAACGGUUUCUUUGUUAGAGGCCCCUGGCCAGGCAGCUUGGAGACUGUCUAAAGAUUUCAAGGGCUUGGAGCAGUGGUCUCUGGGGACCCUGUUACCCUCUCAGAGGUGAGAAGCUAUGGGGUCAGCCACUGAUGGGGACCCUGAAAACUCUGGAAGGUGAGACUUGGGUGUCAGCCAUGAGGCAGGGGAGAGAUGGUGGAUGGGGGCUCUCUGUGCGAGCAGCACCCACCAGAGCACUGGGGCAGGGAGAGUCCCGAGGCAGCCGGCUUCCCGAAUCCCACCUCCCGCAGGCCACGCAUGGACCCGAAAGCCUCCAAGGAGGAGGUGAGCCACUCCUUGUUCCCUUUGGAAAUCAGCCUUCCUUGUGGGAUCGGGAUCCCUGGCUUCAUUCUCCUGGUCCAUUUCAAAAUUCAAAAGGAGCUUACAGAAGAUGAGCCACACCACACAGCGCCCCCACCCCCAAGGGUCAGAUUUCUGCCACCCUGGACACAUGCUGGACUCGUGUGGUUCUCUAGUCUGCAAUACAGGAGGGCACUGGUGAACCCUGACCUCUCCAUCAAGAAGGUCCAGAGUAGAUUGGAGCAGGAGCCACCAGAUGUGGGGCAUGAGAAGAGCCCCCUUGCACAACCAGCUUCACGGGGGGGUCUGGGCCACCAGGUCCCUGGCAGCAUUUCGAGGCGGAGUGGGUAUACCGGAAACUACCGUGAAGGGGUCCAGCUUUGAGCGUGCCAAGGUGGCUUUCCAGAGCACAGGCACACACUGCGGUCGGGUCCCAAAUGCUUCCUGAGGUCCAGGACAUGAACAGAGAUGAGUGAGACCUCUGAUGUGAGUCCCAGGCCGUGGUGAGGGCAGGGGUCUGUCAUGCGUGUGGCCCAUCCUGCUGUAAGAAAAGCUCCAUGAGGUGGGAUUUUCCGGUUUGGUCAGGGAAGCCAGAAAUCCAGAUUUUUCUGAGAAAAUCUGAUUUUUCAAUGUCGGCUGUUUUGUUUUGUUUUGUUUCUUAAACCGAGUGUGAGUCAAAAAAAUAAUUCCAUCCUUCCAACUGUGCACUAGCAGCCAUCUCUGCUCUCUGGGAAGUGGCUCCGUGAGGUGAACACUUGCCCACUGGAAGAGGGGGAAAGAGCUAGCACUGGAGAAAGGCAGUCGCUGGGGCUGAAUUCUGAAGGGCACGGGGACCUGUGGCUGCUGUGUCCCCUCCUAAACAGACUGUCCCACAGAGGAGGGCUGGCAGUUCAGCAAUCCUGCUCCCAAGACAGACUGUGCAGCAGGGAAUAAGGAUCACCAUUUGGAGCUCUGGACUGCUGCCCCUAGUAGACACGCAGAGGUCCUCGUCCCCCCUGGGUCCACACCUUACAGGAUUCCAUCAGACCAGGCAGAAACGGCAGGGACCCAGGGGAAGAGGGUGCUGCGUGAAACAGCCAGUCUCUCUCCACAUCCCAAGUCUUGGCCACCAUCUUGCCACCUCUGGAAGCUCCUUCAGAAACCGCACUGAGCUGUGCUUGCUCACGGGGUGUCCCCUAGCUUCUGCCUCAGUUACCUUACUUUGCCCAUGGGUCAACCACAGGCGCUACCUCAUUGUGUCUGCUCAGAAGUUUACCUGGGGGUGGGGGGAAGGAAGGUGUCCAAACCUGCUGGAGCUGAAUGUACGAUCUAUGCAAAUUAUUUCUCUCUCUCUCUCUGUGUCUCUCUCUGUCUCUCUUUCUCUCUCUCUCUCUUUCACUAACUUAGAAGUAUUAUUUUUUUUACCUUGCAAACAAGAUACUGUAUAGGACCCUCUUAGACCCGAGGAGGGCCUUCAUGCACCACCUGUGACGACCCCUCCCGUUGUCUCUGGUUCUGUUCUUGCCAAGUCCCCCGCAGGGAGAAAGGGGCCUCUUCUCUCCCCACUUGGCUGGGAAUACUCCAACUGCCUCUGCCUAGGACACCACCAGGAAGCGGUCCUGCCCCUUGCCACCUGCCCCAGAUGCCAUUUGGUCCUUUCUGCAUCCUCCUCCGACUUGCUCCUCCUGACCCCACAUCCUUGCAUCCAACCUCAUCCCCCACCCCCAAAAGCCUUAGGUUUCUCCUUUUUGAAAUGUGGCCUUAAAAUUCUUUUUGGAAAGCUCACCAUCCUCUCCCCAGAGUUUCUACCACCCUCACAGGAGUAGGCGCCUCGCCAAGCUCUCCGGGCGGCCUCCCUGGGCGAGGCUGUCCAUUUGCAGUCUGCAGGUGCAACAGAAAUUGCUCACGCCUGUCAUCUUUAAGGGGAAAAAUAAAAUGUUCUCAUGUUUUUCCUAUGGGCACAAUGAAGGCUCGGGUGCUGGUCUAAGCCUCAGCUGAUUCCUGAAGCCCUCCCGGGUCCCACUGUUCCUGUAGGGGACUGGCUUGAUGACCGACAGGGGGCUCCUUGCAUUUCCCCAACCCAGGACUGGGUGACUUUACGGACUUCGUUCAAGGGUCCAUCAGGAGAGUUUCUCAAGUGAUCUCUUCAUCCUUCCUGCCUGGAAAGUGGUAGUAUUAAUUAGUCCCAGCGGAUGGGUCGCGUUCGCCAAGGGAUCCUCCUCUCCCCACCUUCAGCCUCCAUUCCCGACUCCCUCCGUCACGAGCGCUGACGGAGGCCAAAGACAAUCCCAGGGUUUUCAUAGGAAAUUCACUGGAAUUGAGUUCCAUUGUCUUUGUACUCUUUCUUGUCUCUUUUUCUUUUUUAAAAUAUUCAGUUGUCAAUAGCAUUGAUUUGGGUAUUUGUUUUAGAGGCCUCGCGAUAAGUUAUUACUGUCUCCCUCAUUGUUUUCAAAGACAUGUGUGGUGAUAUAGUUUUUAAAAAUAACUAUUUUGUUACAGAUCAUAAUAUGCAUAAAACUGUACAGAAAAGAUAUUUUGUAAUGUAUUGAUUUAAAAAAAAAUAAAGAGAGAGAAUCUGUAAAUAAAGUUUUAAAAAAGAGAAUCCACUUGGCACAGGCUGAAAGAUGUAGAUAUUUUGCUAUUUAUUUAAAGGAGUAUUUUAAGAGAGAUUGAACUAUCUGAAAUUUGACCAAUAAUCAAAGUUCUAACCAUCCGAAUGCGUUUCCUCAAGGUAGAAUGUGAUUCUCAGAACCAAUUGCAUUACCUGCUCAUUUUUUUGCACCUUUUCUGUCUUUUUGUUUAGCAGAAAAACAACAAAAUUGUGCCUUAGCUAUAUUUUUCCUUUUGUCUAGGGGAGUUUGUUUCUGUCUGACAAAGCAAAAUCUUUUGCAGAAAAGAGUGGAUGUAUUAAAUACUGUAUCAUACCAAAAACACUGCAGGUGUAUAUAGACGCUUUCUGUCAUACUGUGUUUUCAGAUGCAGAAUUUUAAAAUAAAAAAAAAAAUGCUGUCUUUAUUGAA
Messenger RNA from Marmota flaviventris (yellow-bellied marmot), 8597 nucleotides. The record is from RefSeq and is a predicted model, not a curated record. Lineage: Eukaryota; Metazoa; Chordata; Mammalia; Rodentia; Sciuridae.